AGCAAUGUUGCCUUUCAGCAUUUAUGUCUUCGAAGAAUAAGACUUAAGAUGAUUGACGUUUCACGGACACCAGAGUUUUCCAAUUGUGGAAACAUUAAUUCAAUAUCGCACACAUCCUCUGACCAAGACCUCAGCUCUAUGGUAAGAGGUGGAACAAGGCAAAGGUCUCACUCCUAUUACAACCAAGAGGACGUUAAGAACUAUGGUGUGGAGAUACAGAAGGAGGAAAGCUGUUUAAGACCUCGCUCCAGAUCAUUUUACAGUUAUGAGACAUCAGAGCUGUACUCUGACUAUGAUGUUGGAAGCUUUAAACGGUCUAGUCUGCAGAGGCAGAAGACAAACUCCUCGCAACUCAACUAUCAAAUGACCAAAAAGGAGGAAAGACAAGAAGAAGGGUCUGCUGUUCGAGUAACAUCUAAGAAGUCUAAGUCCAAACUGAACAAGCUUUCAUCCUCUAGAGAACUUCAUGGCAGUAAAGGCAGUCUCAAGUCAGUGUCCAUGAUAACCAUCUCUGAGUCGGACAACUGGGAGAUUUGUUCCAGCUCUGGGAUGAAGUAUGGACAGUUUGUGGACUGGGAGAAGAUCGAUCCUGAAGCCGCAAAAAAAUAUGAGCAGAUCCUGAUGAGUCAGCAGCAGCAGCGGAAAACUAUGGGCCGAGAAGGAUUCUGGGCCUCACCACACACACUAAGGGCCAAAGCCUAUUAUCACAUCAUCCACAGCAUCAAUUCCAGGGCUGUCACUCCAGACAGAGAUCUCUACUAUGAACUGGCCAAGAACCUAUUUGGAGAACAGAAAAUCAGCAACCACCCAGUCCCAGAGUACAUGGAGGCUGGAGAAAUACCCAGAUACUGUCUCAACAAAGCAGGCCUGAAUUCUGUUAAGAAGAUCCUUCUCUGCCUCGGCAAACACUUCUCAGACAUGAACUUCUGCCCCAUCCUGCCUGCUCUGGUCUCCCUCAUCCUCCACUUCAGCGAAGAUGAAGCUGAGUGUUUCUUCAGUGUGUCCCGACUUAUCAGCUACGAUGACCCCAACAAGCGUUACAUUGACCAGACCUUUCUCACCUACCGCGCUUCCUGUAUGACCUUUGGAGACCUUGCCAACAAAUGUUGCAGAGGCAUUCGUAAGCUGAUCGCCAGCUCUCACCAGAACCUUUUUGAGUUUUACUCUGACUGGAUCAUGUGGAUAUUUGCUGACCUUCCGUUCACGUACGCCAUCAGAGUUCUGGAUGUCUACCUACAGGAGGGCUACAAAGUCCUCUAUAGGGUGGCACUGGCUUUGCUCAACCUCUACAAAGUAUCUGUGUCUUCUCGAGUGGCAGAUGUGGAGGAUUUUAGAACAGAUAUGAAGAGUUUUGUACAGAAUGUAGCUCGCCACUGCACGGCUGAGAAACUUCUGGAGAGAGCGUUCAUGAUUCCUAUGGCGACACGGAGAGAGCUCAACCUUCUAUUUAAUGCCAAUAAAGACUCCCUCAUGCAAAAAGGUGUCAGCAUUCACCAAAAGAGGCAGUCGGUCGAGACAGUGGACUUUGGCAACUUCAGCUCCAGUGUUGUAACAGGGACUGAAAUGAGAGUUGUCUGGGCCUGGAUACCUGAGCGCUUUGCCCUCUUCAGUCCCAUUAGGUUGUUCAGUGCAGCUGAACAUGAAAGAAGUCUUGCUUCAUUCUAUUCACAAGUGGAAGGACACGAACCAGCAGUCUUGAUUAUCAAAACGACAGAUGAAGAGGUGUUUGGUGCCUUCCUGUCUACAGAUAUGAUAGAGAGAAGAAAGCAUGACUCCCAGGGACUCGCAUAUUUCGGAACUGGGGAGUGUUUUGUUUUUACGCUCCGUCCCAGCAUGGAGCGCUACCAGCAGGCCAUGGUCAACAUCAUGACCCGAAGAGCUUCUCCUCAGCAGAUUCGAACCAGCGUCACCUCCCCUGCAACCCUGACUUGUCCUGCUGGGACCCCGCAGAAUCCCAGCUACCUGACAGUCCCCUUCACUGCACCAUCAGAGGAACCCAUGACUGCCAAAGAGCCCAAGAGACCUAAAGAGCAAGAAGCCUCCAUGUUCAUAGCAGGAGACAACAGUCGGCUUGUUAUUGGUGGCGAUGGGGGCCAUGCUCUCUGCCUGCAGGAAGACCUCGAGGGAGGAUACACUGAACUCUGUGACACGUUCAAGAGCAUCCCACUGUGCAAGGGACAUUUCAAGAUCCAGUCCCUGGAAGUAUGGGGCAUCCAGAACUCUAUUUCCUUAUCUCCCUGUUUUUCCUCCUCCUAAAAUAAUGAGAGCAGCCUUGUAAUUAUAUUUAUUUGGGUAAGCGCUGAUGGAGUUUUUGUUGAUGCUAUGUACGUGUACUUGAUUUUUAUGGAGCUUGCAGAUAUCUAUUUUGUGCAAUGCAAAUUUACACAAAUAUUGUAAAGAAACUGAGUCAGAUUUUACUUGAUUUGUCAAGCCAAGUUUGUUUGUACGGGCUUUAUCAUUUAUUAUGUUUUACUGGACUUUACCGUCCACAUGCAGUGAUUCCUAUCUCAGGGUACACAAAGACAAUCACAAAACACAAACAAUCUAAACGAUUUUAUCACAUAAGGAAGGCAACUAAUUUCAUAAUAACCAACAUAAAUCAAUAUGUAUUCAGUUUUGCCACGAAGGCUGAUUGUGAUAACAUUGCAGAAGAAACAUUAUAACUCUGUCUGGUCUCUCAUAAAGUCAACUUGUUUCAUAGAGUUUAGUUUGUUCUGCUGUCCCCACACCGCAUAUCAGCACAACAGCACCUACCGCUGCACCUUCUUUUUUUAUUAUUAUUUUGCAAGUUAGGUGCAUUUAAUUGAUUGUAAAUCAAACUUGAUGCACUUUUUUAUCACAAUCAAACAAUUUGUCUUCUUAAUGCCUCAUCAUUUGAUGUUGUAAACAUUAUUUUUGUGUAUUCAUAAGGAGGUGAAAAGCCAGUGAGUUUCUGAUUGAAAAUAUAUUCAUAUAUUACUGAACUCUCUGAAUUCCAAAUCUGGCAGACAUGUGUGUGCACAAUACAACAUAGAUGUUACUCAAACAGCUAUUAUAGCCUAUAGGCCUAUGUCGUAGCCUGUAGGUGUACGGUAGCUUUUAUAAAGAAAAUGUCACUGGAUAUACUAGCAAAUCUAGCCAAAUCAGGUAUUGUUUGCUAGCUGUAUUUGUUCGAGCGAUGGUGUUUUAGCUUAAUUUACCAAAAACUUCAUUUAAAUCCCUGGAGGUUGGAGAAAUCUGUGCUGCGUUUCUGUGCUGUUGGAACUGUUGCAUGUAGCAAAAAUGACUACUGUGCCUAUAGUCUUUUAACUUGUUCAACACAUUUUCCUUUUUAUAUAAAAAAUGUACACUUUCUUCUCGGCAUUAAUGCGACGCCACCAAGCACGUCUGCACCGCAUUAAUAAUUCAAUUAAACAGCGAUGACUCCAGGUUUUCGUCGAAACACGGGUACCGAACUUCCGUGGUACACUUGAAGGUAUCAUAGUUGGGGACGAGCAUCAACCCCAAAUUGCUUUAGCUUGUUUAGCAAGUUGCUGCGACUAGUUACCAUACAGUAUGAAGUACGAUAAACUUAAAGCCUUCCGGACCGAAAACGUGACAACAUUCGCCUGUAAGGAUUAUUAAAGAGGUGGGACUGAAUCCUUUUUGCCCUACUGAGUCUUGUACUGAUUGAUGUAGUUAGCUAACAUGUUAGCUUUAGCGAAGGUAGCUAGCAAACGUUGUAUAGCUGUAGCUUUUGUGUGUGUGUGUCCCAGGUAAACGCUCAUUUAGCAAUAAUCUCACAACAGUUUGGGUUACUGUGUCUUCAGACGGUGUCAUAUUAAACUCAGUUCACAACCAUUUCAGCAUAGUUUCCUUGCAAGCGUGCUGAUCAUGCUGCAAAGCAUCAAUAUAUGAGCUUUCUGAAUCAGCAGUCGGCGCUUAUUCAGAAAGCUGCAGUUCCAGAUGCAGCUUAUAAGUCCAGCUCAAGUUUUGUUUAGUGAGAUACAUUUUCUACUUCUAACAUUGUUUGGUUUGGCAUUCAGUUCAUCUUCCUCUUGCUAGAAAAGCUAGACGUUUCUAAUGUGCGGUUCGACUUCCCCCAAAUACGCAUUGUAAGUGGCUAAAUUAAACAGCUGUUUGAUGGAUCAUGUGAUUAAUAUCAAUGAUUGAUGCUGCUCAUAAAUGUUCCAUAUGGCACCUUGAAUGCUAAAUCCUGUUUCUGUCUGUUAAAAAUGGCCACCCAGUGGCCAGAGGGAUAUCACAAGACCUGUUUUGACAUCUGAGCUGAAUAUUAUUAAUAAACAGAACACUUCCCCGUA
Amphiprion ocellaris (clown anemonefish) is the source of this 4280-nucleotide messenger RNA. Its product is annotated as TBC1 domain family member 24-like. The transcript has 11 exons. Bases 49 to 2256 code for a protein of 735 amino acids. The record is from RefSeq and is a predicted model, not a curated record. NCBI's taxonomy places the organism in Eukaryota, Metazoa, Chordata, Actinopteri, Pomacentridae.